AUGUUUAGAUAUGAUUUAAGGAAUAUUUUUAACAUUUUUAGGACAAUUCCGCUUUUGAUUCUUGCAAAAAUAAACUGUCUUGAAAUAGAACUAAUUAAUGAAAUUCCAAGCGAAGGAUUAAGUGAGGAAUAUGUUAAAGAAUUUCCAAAGAAAAAAAUCCCGGGCUUUAUAGGUUGUGAUGGAUUCAAAUUAUCAGAAGUAAAUGCAAUUUCGAUUUAUUUUGCGAGUCAAAAUGAAAAAACAACACUUCUCGGAAAAACUAAGAAAGAAUAUGCAUCAAUUGUUCAAUGGAUGUCUUUUGCAAAUACUGAUCUUUUAGCAUCUCUUGCUAACUGGGUUCUUCCUUUGGUUGGCAGAUAUCCAUACAAUAAAAAAGCAGUGGAGGAUAGUCAAGCUGAAACAGAAAGAUUAUGUAAAUAUGUUGAUGAUUUUAUAAAAGAAAGGACAUUUUUAGUUGGAGAACGCCUAACUCUUGCUGAUAUUGUUAUGGCAGCACAUCUCAUACCGGGGUUUUCAAAAGUUUUUGGAAAAGAGUGGCGUGAGAGGUUUCCAAAUCUUGUUCGAUGGUUCAUAACAGUUACUAACCAACCAAUUUGGAUUUCUGCAGUGCCAACUCCUGUCUUGAUUGAAGAACCAAUUAAAUAUGUUCCUAAAAAGGAUGUAAAGGGCACUGUUCCUAAGUCCGUUCCUCCACCUACUGCUUCUUCAGAAUGCGAGGCGUCAUAUGUAGAAAAGAAGCCGAAACAUCCUCUUGAUUCUGCUCCAACAGGUACACUUGUAUUAGAUGAAUGGAAACGUCAAUAUUCAAACAAUGACUUAACUAUUGCAAUGAAAUGGUUCUGGGAGCAUUUUGAUGCAGAUGCAUAUUCUUUAUGGAAACUUGAUUAUAAGUAUAAUAACGAGCUUGGCUUAAUUUUUCAAAGCUCUAAUCUUUGUGGAGGAUUCUUUCAGCGUCUUGAUGCAAGUCGAAAAUAUAUUUUCGGCACUUUAGUUGUCUACGGAAAAAAUCAUGACAAUGUAAUUAGUGGCGUAUUUCUUAUUAAAGGCAAAGACUAUAGACCUGCAUUUGAUGUAGCACCUGAUUGGGAUUCAUAUGACUAUAUACUUCUUGAUCAUACCAAGGAGGAAGAUAGAAAACUAGUUGAAUCCGCUUGGGACUGGAAAGACCCGAUUACGGUCAACAACAAGAGUUAUGAUGUAGCAAAUGGAAAAGUUUUUAAAUAA
Molecule: messenger RNA, 1224 nt
Organism: Pneumocystis jirovecii RU7
Lineage: Eukaryota; Fungi; Ascomycota; Pneumocystomycetes; Pneumocystales; Pneumocystaceae
Exons: 6
Coding region: 1-1224 (407 amino acids)
Biological process (GO): translational elongation
Cellular component (GO): nucleus; cytoplasm
Molecular function (GO): translation elongation factor activity
Source: RefSeq, a predicted model, not a curated record